Molecule: messenger RNA, 1201 nt
Organism: Paramecium pentaurelia
Lineage: Eukaryota; Ciliophora; Oligohymenophorea; Peniculida; Parameciidae
Source: the annotation of a GenBank genome assembly
AUGCAAUUUCAUUUAAGGCAUUCAUAUUUCAUAGAGAACUUUCUAAGUCAAUUCAGUGUAGAUAAAUAAAAUUAAGUAGUUGAAUACUUAAUAAACAUGGGAAUAGAUUUGGCAAAUAAAAUAGGAACAAGAAACACAAAAGAAUUAUAUUAAUAAUUAAAACAACUAUCAAGUAUUAAUAUUAAUUAAUAAAUUACAGAAAAUAUUAAAGAAUAAACUUAAGGUGAUAUAAAAAAUGAAAUAAAAACAAUUUAAAAAUAAUUGAGAGACUUAAAUGAUUUAAUUUAAAUUUCUUAAAGAGAAAAUUAAAAUAUAUAAGGUACACAUAAAAAAUAAAAAUAAUCUAAAUAGAUUGAUUCUAAUAGAUAUUAAUAAUAUGAAUAAUAUGAACAUAAUGAUGUUCAACCAAAAAAUUAUUAAAAUUAACAUCAAAAUUAUAAUACCUAAAGAUCAUAAUCAAAAUCUCCUAUUUAAUAUAAUGAUAGAACUCCUCAUAAAUAUAUGCAUUCAAGAUCUCAUUCUUAAAGAAAUCUAACACCUAAAAUUACUGAAUCACCUCCUCCCCCUUAAAUAGUUUAUAUUAACAAUAUGCAUAACAAAUUUGAUAUCAAAUCUUAAUUUGAUGAUAGAUAAAUGUAAUAUUUAAUCAUUUUCUAGCAAAAAAUUGAUGUAUGGAGAUUCCAAAAAAAAAGAUAGAGGUAGAUAUAUUAAUAAAGGUCCUUCACCUUAAUAAAUAGUGUAUUCCUCUUAAACUAGUGGUGGUCUAUCAUAUAGACAAUAUCCUGGGUAAGUUAUUCAUCAUUAAAUGGAUAAAUAGAAAUAGAAUACUUCACCUAAGAAAUUGCCUGUUUAUUUAUAAAAUGUGGAAUCUAAAAUCAAACCUUUGGUUGAUUAAGAUAAACUUUAAUAUAGAGAGAUUUAAAAAGAUCGUGGAAGCCAUAAUAAAUAAGAGGGCACUGUAAAAUAAUUUAAUAAUAAUUCACUACAAUAGUAGAAUAGCGGUGAAACAGACACAUUCUUUGAUAUCCAGUAAUAUAUAUAGGAUUAGAAAAAAUACUAGUUUUCUCCAGUUUAAGAAAUGAAUGAUGAUGUGAGAAAUGAAGAUGACGACGUAAGUGACACUUUCUCUAAUUUCAGUCCACCAAAUGAAGAAGUAAAGGAAUUCUUUCAAUAAUAAUAAUAUCGUUAAUAACGUAGAUGA